UAGCCGUUGAUAAAUCCCGCCGUUUCCUACAGAGUACAGUGGAUUUUAAUCCAUUGUUAGGCUAGUGGUUAAGGCGCAGCGUUCUCGCCGCGGUAUCCCAGGUUCGAAUCCAGGUUACGUCAGGAAGGGCAUCCGGCGUAAAACACGUGCCAAAUACGAGUCGUCAGGGGCGACCCCUAAACGGGAAAAGCAGAAAGUGAUCUUAUUUUAAGGUCCACGAGUCGCAUGACCAACAGGCCUUUUUCUUUUUUUAAAUACACCCUUAAAUGUUGCAACUCUUUUGUCUUAGUGGCUCUGGUUUUAAUCGUGUCUACAUUAUUGUCAUGACGUAUAGAUGUUAGCCAUAAGCUAACAAAUUUAUUACACACUCUUCUUUCUGUUAUAAGUCGGUCUUACGUUACAUAAGGCUUCACUAUGAAAAUUCUCACCUGAUGUGAUUACGUUUUCAUGGCAGCGGCUCUGGAAAGUCUAUUAGGAGGAAGGGGGCCCGUUUUUGGUCCCCCUGGCACAGAUGGUGAUGACGGCGAGGAGGAAGACUCACCAGCAGUUUUACUGAGUGUUUUGGUCCAGCAUGGACAGGUUGGCCUUUGCUUCUAUGACACUAAGGACUCUUCUUUAAACUACAUGGUAGAUUCCCCUGACAACCACGAGCUCCACCUGCUGGCCAGAGUUAUCCAGGAGGUUAGUCCUCAUGUAAUCAUUACCAGUGCAAAGCAGGAACGCUGUAUGACCCGCUUCCUGCAACAACUUGGUUCAAACCCAGACUACAAACCAGAAGUGGUGACUUAUCCAUACACUGACUUUGGUCUGGAAGUUGGUAAGCAGAGGCUACUCUCUGCCCAUCUGCCUUUCCUCCCCUCCUCCAUUUCAGAGAGAGACAAAAUGUCCUACCUCUCCUCCUGUAUCUCCUUUGACUCAGCCCUGAUGUUGAGGGCAGUGGGUGCUUUACUAAAAUGUCUGGACAGGAGGAGAGUGGGAGUGGAGCUGGAAGACAGUAGUGUUGGAGUUCCUAUCCUGCAAUUCCACGCCUACACACUGAAAGGCGUGGUUUGUAUUGACCGAGACACAUACAGUGUACUGCAGAUAUUCAAGUCAGAACUUCACCCAUCUGUGUACAAACUGAACUCGGGUGAAAAGGAAGGACUCAGCCUUUAUGGUAUACUAAACCGCUGCAGGUGCAAGUUUGGCUCCAAACUGCUACGUCAGUGGUUUCUGCGGCCAACGCAGGAUUUGGCUGUGUUGCACAGGAGGCAGGAAGUAAUACGUUUCUUCACUUCUCCUCGUAACUCAGAUGUCCUGAACACCCUGCAGUCCUCACUACGCAACAUCACAAACAUCCCGACUCUUCUGCACAGGAUGGCUCUUUCUCACACCAAAGUGACCGACUGGCAAAGUCUUUACAAGAUGGUGCACAGUGCAGUGUGUAUUAGGGACACGGUGCGACACCUGCCUCAGUCUAUUCAGCUCUUUCAUAACAUCAGUGUUGGGUUUUCUGAUGACCUUCCCUAUAUGGCCUCUCUCAUCAACCGGGUUGUGGAUUUUGAAACCAGCCUAGCUGAGAAUUGGUUUUCCAUCAAAGCUAAUGUGGACCCUGCAAUAGAUGAGAAGAAGAGGAGGAUGAUGGGGUUGUCCAACUUCCUGGCAGAUGUUGCUAGAAGAGAGCUGGAACACCUGGAUGCUCGCAUCCCGUCCUGCUGUGUCAUCUACAUCCCUUUGAUUGGAUUUCUGCUUUCUGUCCCUCGCCUGCCCAGUAUGGUUUUGAAAGAGGAUUUUAAGAUAGAGGGGCUUGAUUUUAUGUUCCUGUCAGAGGACCGUGUGCACUACCGCAGCCAGAGAACCAAGGAGCUGGAUGACCUCCUAGGAGACUUGCACUGUGACAUUAGAGACAUGGAGACAGCAGUAAUGACGCAGCUGCAGAACGCCAUCCUCGAGAGGAGUGCCUCCAUCUAUAAGGCCCUGGAUCUUAUUGCUGAGCUGGACUGUCUGAUGGCGAUGAGCAGUGCCUCCCAAGAGUAUGGCUACACCUCACCAAAGCUAGCCAGCCACAGGAACAUAACAAUCACACAGGGCAGACACCCGCUGUUGGGACUGUGCUCUCCUGUGUUUGUGGCCAACUCCUUCCAGAGCUCAGAGUUGCAGGGCAGAGUCAAGAUCAUCACUGGGCCCAACUCAUCUGGCAAGAGCAUUUACCUCAAGCAGGUGGGACUGAUUGUGUUCAUGGCUCUGAUUGGCUCAGACGUUCCAGCAAAGGAGGCGGAGAUCGGUCUGGUAGAUGGGAUCUUCACCCGUAUGCAGAGCAGAGAGUCUGUGUCUCUGGGCCUCAGCACCUUCAUGAUAGACCUUAAUCAAAUGGCCCAGGCUCUCAACAGCAGCACUGGCAACUCAUUAGUUCUCAUUGAUGAAUUUGGAAAAGGAACUAACACAGUGGAUGGGCUGUCCUUGCUUGCUGCGUCUGUCUCUCAUUGGCUGAGAAAAUCUCCAGUGGAUGUUCCUCACAUCCUGUUGGCUACUAACUUCCACAGUUUGCUACAGCUGGGCCUGCUACCCUCCUCUGUCCUGCUGUCUCUUCUGACUCUAGAGACAGCUGUAGACGGGGAUGAGUUGGUGUUUCUGUACCAGCUGAAGGAAGGGAUCUGCCAGUCCAGCUGUGCUGCCAGCAUCGCCUCACUGGCAGGUCUGCCAGCUGGUCUUGUGCAGAGAGGAAUGGAGGUAUCUGAACAUUACAGGACAGGAAGGCCCAUCAAACGCACUGACCAAGCAACAUCAGAUGAGCAGUCAAACAGGUACAAGUCUGUCGUGGAGAAGUUUCUGGGUCUGGACCUGGAUGACAAAGACUUGGAUCUGCAACGCUUCAUGAAAGAGGAGCUCCUGCCCUCUGCUGGAGAGGUGCUGGGCAGCAGGUGAACCGUUCUGCUUCUGCAAACAUGUUUCUGCUGCUCUGUGAGCAGUUUGUCCGUUCGUUCCUCAGUGUUGUCCCUCGGUUUGAGAGAGAGCAGACUGUAAAUGAUGUUCUACCAGGACUUGAUGUGUUUAUCCACACUAGGAUGGUGUCACAGUAACACGUUAAUAUCCUGCAUGUGUUAACAGAGGUUUAUGUUGGAGUAAAACAAAAUACUCAUCCUAAUAUUUUUUUUUUGUUAAAUUUAAAUACUGUAUCUAUG
Molecule: messenger RNA, 3161 nt
Organism: Monopterus albus (swamp eel)
Lineage: Eukaryota; Metazoa; Chordata; Actinopteri; Synbranchiformes; Synbranchidae
Gene: msh5
Product: mutS homolog 5
Exons: 26
Coding region: 448-2904 (818 amino acids)
Biological process (GO): mismatch repair; chiasma assembly
Cellular component (GO): nucleus
Molecular function (GO): mismatched DNA binding; ATP-dependent DNA damage sensor activity; ATP binding
Source: RefSeq, a predicted model, not a curated record